Messenger RNA from Neospora caninum, 414 nucleotides. RefSeq lists its product as hypothetical. NCBI's taxonomy places the organism in Eukaryota, Apicomplexa, Conoidasida, Eucoccidiorida, Sarcocystidae. The record is from RefSeq and is a predicted model, not a curated record. Bases 1 to 414 code for a protein of 137 amino acids. The transcript has 2 exons.
AUGCAGGCCGCGAAUGCAUGUUCACCCGUCCAAAAAAAGAGAACGAAAAAACGAGGUGUAGUCUUGACAGACACGGUGGUCUCUGCCCCUCCUUCCCCUGCCGCGGCUGCAAUACCUGUGUCUGUGGCGGGGCCAUACCACUACUACACGGAUCCAACGAAGUAUACCUAUGACUUGUUUUUCUCUUCAGCCAGAGGGAACGCGUUGCACAGUAAUUCUGUCACCGGGAUACCGUCAAGAAUGAGUUCCACAGUUUCGUCUGCGGUUCCCAGCACGACCGACAGGAACCGCAUGGAAUCAAAUCAGACAGGCACCGUCCGAAGAGAAGAAGCGUGCACGAGCACUAAUACAGACCAGAGGCGAGAAGCAGGAGUUAAGGCCGCUGGUGCACCAGCAGCAGUUGUUUCUUCGUAA